Messenger RNA from Filobasidium floriforme, 1059 nucleotides. RefSeq lists its product as uncharacterized. Lineage: Eukaryota; Fungi; Basidiomycota; Tremellomycetes; Filobasidiales; Filobasidiaceae. The transcript is spliced from 7 exons. Bases 1 to 1059 code for a protein of 352 amino acids. The record is from RefSeq and is a predicted model, not a curated record.
AUGGCGAUCACAGCCAGUUCUGAACCCUUGGAGUAUGUUGCCUUCGCUCAGUUACUGGCCAGGUUGUACAACAAAGCGGAUCAUCGCCUCGCGGGAACAUUGAUCUUCCAAAUUCAUAGCAAGGACAGAGUCACCUAUGAGCGUAUUACCACUGAGGGUGAACAGUCAACCUUCGACCUCGAACCCAGUCUGAUUACUGCCUGUGUCGACAGAAUUCAAGGCCUGGUGGAGGAAACAAAACCUAUCAGACUUAGCGGCAAUUUCGAUUCGGAUUCCAACAAAAAGCGGUUUACAUGCUGGUUGGAGUCGAUCGAUUACCACCGCCGCAAAGGAACCUUUACCAUUGGCGUACAAGCAGAGCCUGUAUAUGCCGCCGAGACAUCACCCACGCCUACUCCCUUGUGCAAUUUGGACGGCAAUGGUAUCGUGGCUCAUUAUUGCUGUAACCGUGAAAAAGAAAUUCUGCUUGACCUUAUAUGGCAUCUUCACCAUUCAAUCGCGAACGCUCGCAGCGCAAGGCGGGAUGCUAGAGCUGAUGACCUUGAUGACGAUCUAAAGUACAACCUGAGCAAAGACGGUUUAUGGCCUAACCGAGCUAGAGCAAGGUACCAUAAGCUGGACAGUCCGCUUGCCGACGACUCGCGAAUCGUCCCAUAUCUUUUUGAACUACAGCGAUCGAUGAGGCGGUCAUCGCCAGAGCCGCUCGGUCAACUCACGCUCAGCAACGCAUUUUCGAAUUUCACGGUAAAACUCAGCCACCAUCAAACGUGGGCAAUUUUUGAUCCCGAUGUAAUGGGAAAUCGUGACUUGCGUUUCGAAACCUUGCCGUGCCAUAAGCCUCCGCGAAUGGGAAAUCGUGCUCGAUACACGAUAGCCUUCGGGUUGGAGUUUCAACGGCAGCCAAGGGAAAUCAUCUGUCUGAAAGAAGGCGUGUGCGUAGGCCAGCGGCUGGCAUCCAAUCACUUCAGAUCGCGCUCCACGCUCGAGUUCUGGGCCCUACGAGGUGAUGGUCUGCUUUAUUUUUUGCUGGAAGAGUCUGUUGGGCAGAAUCUGACAUGA